AUGUAUAGUGCUUCUGCCUCCCAAUCCCCUCCUCUUCCUUUCCACCUCCUCUUCUUCCUCCUCACCCUCCUCCUCCUCCUCGGAGUCUCCUGGUACACCAGCUACGAGGCGAUCCUCGAGGGCGUGUUCUAUCAGCUCAAGUUCCUGCUCGUCGUCUCGCCUUUGCUGUUGCUAAUCGUACUUCACUGGCUCUCCUCGGAUGGGCUCUCUUUCUUGGUUCCAUUUCCGGAGAAGGAGUCGCUCCAUCGGGCUGGCGGAUCGCCUUGGGGUGUUGGUUUCCUCCUCCUCCUCCUUAUUCUCAUGAUUUCCUAUCAGUCCUACUUCCAAGAUAGUUGGUUUCCUCUGUCAAGUCGUUGA
Molecule: messenger RNA, 357 nt
Organism: Zingiber officinale
Lineage: Eukaryota; Viridiplantae; Streptophyta; Magnoliopsida; Zingiberales; Zingiberaceae
Exons: 1
Coding region: 1-357 (118 amino acids)
Source: RefSeq, a predicted model, not a curated record